AUGGACGGACUACACCUGCCACCGGUCAUCGAGGAGGUCAUGGACCCUGCAGAUGACAUAUGUGACCUGAAGGUGGAGAGGCCUGGCAUUGUGGACAUGCUGACGGCCAAAGAGAGGGAGACCCUGGAGGAGAACGAUGAGAAGGAGGAGAAAGAGAAGGAGGUAGAGGUGGGGAAUGGAGAGAAGGGCCAGCAGGAGGACCAGGGAGAGGAGAAGGAGGUGAAAGUGGAGGAGGAGGAGGUGGAAGGAGUAAUGUUAGAGGAGGACGACUUGGAGGAGUUGAAGUCCCAGGUGUUGCAGCUGGUGUUGGAGCUGGAGGAGGCCAGGGAGGUGUCUCAACAACAUGAAGAGAGCUUCAUGGAGAUCCAGGGUCUGUUGGAAGAUGAGCGUCUGGCUAGUGCUCACCAGGCAGAGAGCUUUACCAGACAGAUCCAGAGACUGCAAGCUCAGCUGCGUUCAGUCCAGGAGGAGAUGGACUCUCUGGAGGAGGAGAAGGAGAGUGAGCUGGGGGAGGUGCAGGAGGAGCUGAGGUCUGCCCAGGAGGAGGUGCUGGUUCUGCAGCAGGCGGGGGAGGAGGCAGCAGCGGAGAGGGAGAACGACAUCGCCUCCCUGCAGGAGGAGCUGUGUCGUCUGAGGGCCGAGCUGCAGCGUCUCCGUACCACGGCCCAAGAGUACGAGCUGGAGAUCACCACCCUGCGGGCUGAAAUCAGUAUGAAGAGCAUGAGGAGGGAGGGAGAGACUGACGGUGAGGUAAGCCAGCUGGCGGCGGAGUGUCAUGCGAUUUCAGACGAGUGUCAGACCCUGAAGGACGAAAACAAACAGCUGAGCCACGAACUGCAGCAGCUACAGCAGCAGCGAGCCGGCUCCAAUGAUUUCUAUCUGGCCUUGAGAGGGGAGGGGGACGAAGACCAGAAGGAUGAGGGUGUUGGGCAGGAUGAGGAAUCAGUGAAAGCUGGAGGCUACAUGACCCUGUCCCAGACCCAGGGUGGGCAGACCCAGGGUGGGCAGACCCAGACUGGUCAAGGUGGGCGCUUGGUGGAUGCCUCCAUCCAGAAGAAUAUCUCGUUUGAUGGCAAGCCCAUCACCAAUUGGAACGGGGGACCCUCUGAAGUCUUCUCCCUACGAGACCAGCUCAAACUGACUGAGGAGAGGUCCUCGCAAGUACAGAGACAAUGUGAAGGGUUGAAGGGGAGCUUGCGGAACUUCAGGGGCUGUUUGACUGCAGCCAGAAGGAGAGGGCGGAGCUGGAGCAGGAACUGCAUCACUGCAGGGUGGAGCUAGAGAGUGGGCGGCAGGAAGUCACAGAACUGCACUCCUCCGUCUGAGCCCCCUGUUCUCUCCAUCUCCUUCAUAGGAAUGAUUGUAAUAAUGGCCCUGAUAUGGUGCUGGUGGGAGGAGCUGGCAUCCUAGAGGGGACCAGGAGAGCGAGGGAGGCUGGAACCUGGUGGCGGUGGUUGCCUUGGCAGCGCUUGUAGUCCUGAUAGUCCCCAGCCUUUCCAGAGCGUUUACCUGAGGACUACACAGAACGGAAGUCACUGUACAGGAAAUGACUGUGCUGGUUUCCCCUGGCAACAUGGGCAAUGCCAUGCCCCUAUCUCAUGAUGCCCUUGUCAAGUCUCCUCCUCGCUUCAUCUUCCAAGGAGGACUGCAUUGACAACUGACAUUUUCACCAGGAAAUACAACACAACAAGGAAGUAGUCUCAAGGAGAAAUACAUAUACCUGUUUAAGCCACUCUAAAGAUAAGGAUGGCAAUAUCUUGUUUCUCUCUUUAAAGUCCUUCAGUUUGACUCAAUCGGUUUCCCUAUAACAGGGACUGCCUCCGGGUUUGUGGCAGUACGGUGUCUGCAUGGGCAUCAAUGGAAAUACACAAUUUAGCACAGAACAUGUCUGCGCAUUUCUUGAUUGAUCGGUUGAUGAUUUAUUAUUUGAUUGGUUGAUGGUUGAUUGGUUUAUUGACAACCUGUAAAGGUUGAAUUGGGAAAAGCUCAUGCACAUAUUGAGUCACUGAUGAGAUUUUUCUCUUUCCAAUGGGCAUGUGAUCUUUCCCCAGAACCUACCCCUCCUUUUGAAUCACUUUGAACAUUGCCACUGCAAUAGUCUCUGCUAUACCUGCAACAAUUUUCCUUCUGUUUAUGUUGUGUUAUGCUCUUUUUAUGUUUAAAUGAAGAUGUGUGGAGGAGGGUUUGAUUAUAUGAGUUUGUUGUAUUGGAGGUUUGUCUCCUCUGUAAAUGGUUCUUUCUCUCUCUCGUCUGCGUCUGUAUGUCUCUCUCUCUCUCUCUCUCUCUCUCUCU
Molecule: messenger RNA, 2292 nt
Organism: Oncorhynchus tshawytscha (Chinook salmon)
Lineage: Eukaryota; Metazoa; Chordata; Actinopteri; Salmoniformes; Salmonidae
Product: coiled-coil domain-containing protein 136-like
Biological process (GO): single fertilization; acrosome assembly
Cellular component (GO): acrosomal membrane
Source: RefSeq, a predicted model, not a curated record